CAUGCGGACUUCCGGGGUGAUCGCGUUUCCAUGACGAUGUAAAAUGGAUCAUUUUAAAAAGACUCUGAAGACGGACUGUGAGGAUUUACUCGGACGGUUUCAGGCCACGUCGUCUGUGCGCUUCGAGGAGUUUUCAGCCAUCUGGAGGAGAAUGAAAUUCUCCAGUAUAUUUUAUGGUAUCUUGGAGCCGAGUGAGAAGAAGGUCUUCACGCGGUUGACUCUGUCUACAGUGGCUCCGUAUCUGCUCCCUCCGUAUUCCUUCCAGAUCCGUGUCGGGAGUCUUUACCUGCUCUAUAGUCUCUACAGCACUCAGUGCAACACUCCUAAAGAGCGGAUCCGUGUGGCUCUAAAGGACUGGGAAGAUCUGGUACGCUUCCAACAGGACGCUGCGAACGCGCAGCACUAUGACGUGGUGUACAUCCUCAGGAAGCUGUUGUGUGACAAAGCCUUCUGCUUCACCGCCAUGCCUGACACACUGUCCUAUCAGGUGAAGAAGAAGAUGGUGGACAGGAGAAAGCAGCUGUGCGAGUCGUUCGUGGAUCGGCCGUCCCGACCUCAGGAGCUCAUCGGCACCGACGAGCUCGAGGAGCUGGCGAACAUCCACGAGCACUACGAAGGGCUCAAGAAGGCCGUCCUGUCGCAGCCCCCUCAGUCCGAGCUGAGUCUGAUCAAACAGAACCUGGCGCCCAAACUUCGCAGUGCCGUUCUCACGUACUACAGCUGGCAGCAGAACCAGGCUGAAUUUGAAAGUCAGAGUGACCGAGAUGCAGGAGAGGGAACAUCAAGUCAGGAUGAGAGUUCUCGCAGAGCUCAGCUCCUGGCCUCCAUCAAAUCCAGGUCUUACGGGCAGGCUGUGGAGGCUCUGAGGUCCCGGCGUCACAGACAGGUCGAGCUGACGUCAGCGGAUCAGCACACCGAGUCCACGGAGCAAGUCGCCCGGUUUAAAAGGCCACCGUCUCUUAAAGCUCGCACCACCUUACGCUUCAUGACCCAGGGAAGUCAGAAAGCAGAGCUGCAGAGCGCAACCAAGUUAUGGCGCCUCACUGCGGUGGAGGGAGAGAAGACUGAAGAAAAAAGGAAAAGAAGAUUCAUCUGGGAAGACCGCAGGCGUACCAAACGCUAAACACCAAAGCCCGAUUCAACGGCUCAUGGGUCGUGUCUCAUUUUACAGACGUAUCAUGAGACAGGUCGGAUUAGACACACUGAUAUUGGGACAUAUCUAAUUUGAGGAGUUGUGUUUAAUUGGACGAGCUAGAGACUGGACAUAUAGGAUUGGCCAAGCUUGUGCCGAGCUUGUUUAAUUGGACAAGCUUGUGACAGGUUUUUUGAUUGACUCAGACCAAGUGGUAUUUGAUCAGACUGGCUUUUAACGUUCUAUGUCUGAUAUAAUCACAUUGAGAAAGCUCCUGUCUCACUGGACUGACUUAUAACAGGUUGUGUGUGAUUGGACAUGCUUGUCACAGAGCUCUCCUGUUUGGACAGGGUUGUAACAAGUCAGGUCUGAUUGGACGGGAUUGAGACUGAACAGACUUGUAGCAGGGGACAUCUGAUUGUAUUAGCUUGUGACAACUUGCAUCUGAUUAGACAACAGACUUGUAAUAGGUCGAGUUUGUUUGAAUGGGAUUGUAACAAGAAUUAUAUUUUAGACUGAUUCGGGACAAAUUAUCGCUAAUUUUCUGGUCUUCUGACAAGUUGUCUGGGUUUAGCGAUUCUCUUGGCAAUAGGUGUGUUCGAUCAGACUUUUAAGUCUUACAUUUGAUUGAAUGGCAUUGUCUCUUCUGAUUGGAGGUCUGAAUAUCAUAGAUAUGUUUAAUGAGGACAGGUUUUGUUAUAGAUUUUAUUUAGAUAUGACACCCAAAGUGGAUCAUACCUCAAAAAAUAUGGAAAAUAUAGUUGCUUGUUUUUCUUUUCUUUUUUAUGUUUAUACGUGUUAAACAAAUAAUAGCCACAUCUUAACUACAUUAACCAUCUGAUUCUGUAAAUAAUUUUAAACCAAGACAGGACUUCUUAAGCUUCUUUUAUUACACAAAGAAAUGGGCUUUUAUUUUAAGUGUAUCAAUUUUACCUCAUUCACAUAUUACCCCCAAUUCUUACAGCGUUCAAUCUAAUAAUAAAAGCAUGUACAUACAGUGCAUCUCAUCAUUAAAACAUUGUGAAAAUGAUUAAUUUCUUUUGUAAUUUAAGUUAAAAUGUGAAACUGUCAUAUAUUCUAGAUUACAUGUAAGGUCAAAUAUUAUAAGCUGUUUUCAUUUCAAUUUAUUGAGCUCAUAAAAAUCAAUAAUCCAGUAUCUCAAAAUAUACAAAUAUUUUCUAAAAUUUCACUUUACAUCCAAAGAAUCUUGAAUGAGUUUCACUUUUUCACAAAGGAAAUGUAACUCCUAAUUUUAUCGCGAUGCCCUGUAAAUAUCAAGAUUACUGACUAAUGUUCAAAAGAUUUAUAAGUUAAUGCUUUUAUACAAUUAUGUUUCUAUACACAUGUUCAUGUCAAAAUGUUUCUGUAACAUAUCGUUUUUGUUGCUCCUUGACAUCGUUUGCAUAA
Clarias gariepinus (North African catfish) is the source of this 2539-nucleotide messenger RNA. It is a transcript of the gene snapc1b, whose product is annotated as small nuclear RNA activating complex, polypeptide 1b. Gene Ontology annotation, cellular component: snRNA-activating protein complex. NCBI's taxonomy places the organism in Eukaryota, Metazoa, Chordata, Actinopteri, Siluriformes, Clariidae. Gene Ontology annotation, molecular function: sequence-specific DNA binding. The coding region runs from base 44 to 1123 and encodes 359 amino acids. Gene Ontology annotation, biological process: snRNA transcription by RNA polymerase II; snRNA transcription by RNA polymerase III. The record is from RefSeq and is a predicted model, not a curated record. The transcript is spliced from 10 exons.